GCUCUGAUCAACCAAGAGCUUACAACAUAAAAAAUAAACUUUCAAAGCUGUUGAUCUGUAUCUCUCCACCACCUGAAAUCUGAAGUAGAUUUAAUCUUGCCUUUGGUUUUCUGUUACCUUUCCUAUAUAUCUGCAGGGUCUAUUUGUUUGAGAGGUCUAUAAGCAUUGAGCUAUAUUUAUGUACAGUUUGGGAAGCAAAUGAAGACAAAUUAUUCACAGAAGAUGGUCACCUGUGCAUAAAUAAAGCAGUUUGAUCUGAUGUAGAAAUGCCUACAGCAAAUGUGGAUAUAGCUCAGUCCAUCACAGGUAAAGACCUCCCCACCACUGAGCAUAUUUACAAGGAGAGCUGCCACAAGAAAGCAGCAUUCAUUGUCAAGUACUCCCACCAUCUAGGCCACGCUUUCCUCUCGCUACUAUCAUCAGGCAAGAUCCUAGGUCCUACCAGGUUCAGGAACAGUUAUUACCCUAGAACCAUCAGGCUCCUGACUAGUGUGGAUAACUUCACUCACCUCAACUCUGAAUUGAUUCCACAACCGACAGACUGUACAGCUUACGUUCGCUGUGUUAUUAUUUAUAUAUAUAUGUCUUGCACAUCAUCUAUUAGCUACUUUAUGUAUUUUUAAUAAAUUCUGUUGUUUUUCCUGUAAACGUCUGCAAGAAAAUGAACCUCAAGUUAUAAUUUCAAUGAUGGAGUGAUCAACUGUUGCACAUCAUGGAGGCUUGUGAGGGGCAAGCUAUUUCUGAGAUCCUCCGAUUAAAUGUGGGAGGUUGUUUCUUUACAGCAAGACGAAACUCCCUCUGUCGUUUUAAAGACUCAAUGCUUAGUGCUAUGUUUAGUGGACGAUUUCCUUUGAAACUAGAUGAAUCAGGAGCUUGUCUUAUUGAACGGGAUGGAAAACUCUUCAAAUAUCUCCUGGAUUAUCUGCAUGGAGAACUCUGCAUUCCGGAGGAAGCAAGAACUCGUGUCGCAUUGCAGGAGGAGGCAGAUUACUUUGGCAUUCCCUAUCCCUACAGUUUGACAGACUAUUUAUCCAGUGAGAUGGAGAGACAUUGCUCAAAAUCAAAUAUUGAAAUCAAAAAGGCCCUGACAGACAUGUGUGACUCCUAUGGUUUAAUCUGUACAAACCCCAUGGUGUGGGUCUUACACUAUCUCAAUACUUGUGGUGCCAGCUGUGAAAGCAAGAUCCUGGGCGUGUUUACAUCAAAGGCUGAAGGGAUUGCAGCCAUUGAAAAACAGCUGGGAGGUAGAAUAAAAAGCAAAAGUAUCUUUAAGAGGGAAGCUGGAAACAACUUACAAUACAUAUGGAGCUACUACUCUGCUGAUGAACUGAAGAAAAUGAUGGAUGCUUUUGACUCUUGGGAAGGACGAGGUGUCAGUUAUUGGAGAGUGCCGCAGGAGUUGAUAGAAUGUUGGACACUUGAAGGCCGACCAUUGCAAGGUACCAAGGAGAUGGUGGCACCAAUUCAGAAACGGCGCUCUGUGGUUGCAAAUGAGAUAGAAUUGGAAAGACCCAAAAAAACUCACAAGCCUGUGGAGUUUUCUGGCCCAUCCACCUGCACCCGGAUUAAAGUGAAGAAUUCUGGAUUAGUCAAACUAUCAACUCCAGCUGCAACUCCAAAGACUGCAUUAAACUCCUCGGUUCAUCUCAGAACCACAGCUGUAAAGAGACCGAGUACAGUGGAGUUUGUAAACCACAGGACAGCAUCUUCCAGUGACAGGGGAUCAUCUGGAUCAGGUGCCCAAAACUCGAAUGUCAAAUUCCAAAAUGCUGGGAGUGCAGUAGACUCUGGAUGUACAGGAGCAGUCAAGAUGCCGGAGAAGAAGUUAAUAGUAAAUAGAGUGAUCAAAUUGAAAAGAAAGCCACCAUCAGCAACUGUUGUAACACCAGCAGAUGAUUCCAAAAGAAAAAGUGAUAUAAAUACAGACCCUCAACGUAGAGCUUCAGAAAACCCUCAGACGUCCAGUUCAGUGAGCGCAAUGGCUGACUGUCUAGAGGAUAUAUCUGAAAGUUCUAGGAAAAAGGAUGAGAAUGGAUAGAUGGCUGAGCCUUGCAAGAGAGAAGAGAGGACAGACCAUUAUAUGGUUUGUUCAAAAUGUGUUUGAAACCUGUUGAGGAUUAGCAUAAUUUCCAAAGAAAUGUCAUUGCUAGAUCAGGAAGUCAUAAGAGUCACUUAGGUAAAAGUGGAAAAUUUUGUUGUUUCAGUGGUAGUUCAACAGAUUUAAUACUGAUCAAAGAGAACAUAGGUUUGACCUCUGAUCAGAUCAACAUUGCCGCCUCCUGUUUUGAUGAUGAUAUGGGUUUAUGGAGCACUUUUAGUGGAUGACUGAGAAAAUUAUCAAGCUUUCCAGCCUAAAUAAGUAUUCAUCUGCCCUCCUGGAGUAGUGUGUAUGAGUGAGUGAGUAUGAGAGAGUAUGUGUGGGUGGACACAGGGACUAGAUGUUUAUGAUUUCUCCAUCUCCUACAUCUAUAAUGAAGUGACCUACAAAUUCUCAACAUUAGUACCAAGUAGUGAACAAGCUCCAGCUGCUGUAGAGCAAUUGUGGUCUGUGGAAUAAACAGCUGCAAGUGUGAAGAAAUUGGUAAAAUAAUUUUCAAAUGAAAAUUAAAGAUUUAGUCAUAAAACCAUUGCUUUUCCACAAAAUAAAUAUGUAUGCAGUUUGUACCUCAUAUCUGCAUUCACAGUGGAACAAAAAAGUUAUCUGUACCGAUGGAAGGUCUUUACCUGAAACAUUAACUGCCCAUUUUCCUCCGGAGAUGCUGGCUAACAUGCUGAUUUUCUUCAACUUUUUGUGUGUUGUUCCAGGUUCGAGAUUUGGGACGUCUAGGUAGCAUGAAGCUAUUACAGUUCAGGGUGUUGGAGUUCAGAGUUCUAUUCUGGCACUGUUUGUAAGGAGUUUGUACCUUCUCCCUGUGACCACGCAGGUUUCUUCCAGGUGCUCCAGUUUCCUCCCACAGUCCAGACAUACUGGUUAGUAGGUUAAUUGGUCAUUGUAAAUUGUCCCGUGAUUAGGCUAGUGUUAAAUAGGAAGGUUCCCGUGCUGGAAGGCCUGUUCCGUGUGUAUCUCUAAGUAAAAAUAAAUAAAUAAGUUCCAUCAUGUGCAGUCUAUAAUGUCUUUUAAAUCAAUGGUCUUUACUGACAGAUGAGAACCUUCCAGUAAACCAUGCAUCUGAAUUCAGCCCAUUUAAUUAAAGCAAAACAAGUGGAUUCUGGUGUAAAGUGAAAGAAUGCUGCUUAUUACAGCAUCCAAGCAAUGGAAUGAACAGCAGCUAAAUUAUCCUCAAAGAACAGUGUAUCUGAUCAACUAGUAAUAAUGGGCAUGCAAAAUAGAGAAAAUUUUGAUUGACAAAUUGCACCUUCUGUAAACACUACCUGUCCUCAUUUUUUCAUGUUCUUGGUGUAGGGGAGCGUUUUGCCAUUUAUAAUACGUUAUUUACAUUGUGUUUGUGCAACUAUCUGUGAAAGAGACAGCCGACAUGUUAGACAAACAAUUUAGGGAGCAUGAGAUUUUAAGUUUAAUUUGUAAAUUUUACGGGCUAAGGAAGUGGAGUUUUUUGAUAUUGCUUGCCAAAUCUUUCAAAUCCCUACUGGUUUUGAGUUACCAAUUUUAGCUAUGCCAUGCGUUAGGGUGCAUAAUGAAAGUUCUUUCUAUUCACUCCAGACAGAAGUACUCGUUAUCAGACUGACUGGGGUUGUUGUAAACUGCAGGUUGGUGAUCUGCCUGUUUCUAUUUUGUGUAAAUAUGUCAUUAUCAGGCAGGUUUUGGAAUGUCCCUUUCUUUAUUCUGACAAUAAAUUAAGAUAGCUUAAAACAAAGUUGUGUUUUUAUCAGGUGUGCAAAGGUAACUAUGUUGCCUAGUCACAAAGCACAGACUAUCUUUUGUUCAGUUUUCCUUUGUGUUUGGCUCAUGAAGUUUCAUGUUCUUGCUUGGGUAUAUGUGUCCAUUUUAAUUUGAUAUAUUUGGUUAGCCUGUUAAUCAGUUCUUUUCUGUUAGGAUGACUUAGUUGGUUAGUUUUUAGGGGAAAAAAUUUCUGACUCAAGUCAAUUAUAACAAUAACAAUUUACUUUGGGAUUAAGGCCUUAUGUUUGGGGGUUAUACCUAGAAAAGAAGUUUUGUGUGAUUAGGACAAUGAGCUAUUGGUGCUCAGAAGCUGGUGUUUUCAGUACAUUCAGGCACAAUGCAACAGAACUUGAGUGGAGAGCAGUAUUCAAAUGCAUCACUUAGAGAAGUUCAAGAGUUGUUGCACUGCUGCAAGUCACUUAAUCUAUUUCUAUCAUGAGUGUGUGAGAACGGAACAGAUAUGCUGGAGAUGCAUGCUUUAAUGUAAAACCAUUAUUGGCUACAGUUUUAUAUUUAAUUUGUAUGCUCCAUAUUGUACAGGUGAUCUGUUUGUUUUUCUAGAAAAUAAAUCAUGAUUGUGCUUGUUCUCAUAGUCUUCCCACUUUUGUAUCUUUCUGUUCCAGUUAUCAGUGCUUCAUAAGUCAUUUUCAGUUUAAUGGCACUGAUAAGCCUUGGAUAAAAUAAUUCCCACAUAAGAAAAGACACUUCAUUAUUGUAUGACUCUUUGAUGCUAUUAUUUCAUCCAAUCUUAAUAACCAAUUGCUGUAGUUAAUUAAAUAGAAUAUCAGUUUUGGAUACUGAACCCAGAUGCGUACAUUGGUUUAGAAUAAAAGAAACAAAUGCAAAACCGCUAUUUGAAAUUAGAUCUUAAAGCAAUGCCUUAA
Messenger RNA from Mobula hypostoma (lesser devil ray), 4725 nucleotides. Its product is annotated as BTB/POZ domain-containing protein KCTD18-like. The coding region runs from base 713 to 2038 and encodes 441 amino acids. Gene Ontology annotation, biological process: protein homooligomerization. The record is from RefSeq and is a predicted model, not a curated record. Gene Ontology annotation, molecular function: protein binding. The transcript has 7 exons. Lineage: Eukaryota; Metazoa; Chordata; Chondrichthyes; Myliobatiformes; Myliobatidae.